Microthlaspi erraticum is the source of this 1239-nucleotide messenger RNA. The record is from the annotation of a GenBank genome assembly. NCBI's taxonomy places the organism in Eukaryota, Viridiplantae, Streptophyta, Magnoliopsida, Brassicales, Brassicaceae.
AUGAGGUCAAUUUGUGACACAUGUGGAAGCCAAGGAUGGAAAGAACUACUUGCAACUUGCUCCAAAUGCCGUAUAGCCUGUGAACACCGUUACUGCAUGGUGGCAUCGUCAUUUGAAACCUCAGUAGAUUUUGUAUGUGCUGAUUGUUCAGUGAAACCUGUUCAAAACUCGAUCAAAACAGCCCCUGGAACUCAGAGGAGUAAAGCGAGGGUUGAAUCUUCAAAUCCAGUUCCCAGAUGGAAAAAGAUUCCUAUAACAUCAAAAAUGAAGUUGAUUUCGCCAGACGAAGUCAGAAAACUUUCAUGUGGAGGCAGUAAACCAACUUUUAAAAUACCAAGAGCUGUUCCACCUCGUUCUCCUAUGGGUUUAACAAAACAAUCUUGUUGUGUUCGAAGAACUAUGAGUCUGAAUUCCCCAGUGGUGGCUCGCAAAACCAGUUCGAUUCUCCUUUCACCUAAGAAGGUUGUGCCUCCUACACGUACGUCGCAAAUUCGUUCAGGCGUCAUAAAGCAAUCUUCUAAAGCUCAAGAAGUAGUAAAAGGGAUAAAGUCGAAAAUUAGAAAUGAUGCUAAAGAUGAUGCUUCCAAAGAGAUAUGCCGAUCAAUCUUAUCAGAGAAAUUGUUGCAACUACUUCCAUAUCGACCUGCUUUGCGCUCCACUUGGAGGGGACGCAUUGUGGAUUCUGCUACACCAUCAGAGUUUAGUGGCGAGUUUUGGGCUCAGCCGGCUUCUGAAAUCCGUUGGAAAGCUUACAAAGUUUCAAAGAGGAUUCCCGUCUUACUCACGGUCGAAUUGGUUCCUAUAGGCAGUCUCUUGAAUGAUUUGUUUGUGAACAGAAGCCCAGCGCUUUCGGAUGUUGAGAUGUACAUUUUCCCAGGGGACAAGACUACGAAAAGGUAUAAGGAGGAACAUCCUUAUCUCUUUGAGGUCAUGAAGAGUAGCAAUGCCAUGAUCAGAAUUAACAUCAAGGACACACCACUGUUGAUGUUCUCUUCAAAACUACUGGACAAGUCCUCCCAAAAUAUCAUCAAGAUACAGAAGGAAACAAACAACUUCCUCUGGGGCAUUUUUCUCCUGACGAAGAAGUCAUUAGCACUUGUCCCAGGAAUUUCUUCUCAAGCUGCUAAACAUUCUGAUGAUGGAGUUGUGGUUGACAAUGACACUAAACCUCGAUUCAUACACAGAAACCAUGGAAAUUCUGGGAAGCAAUUGCAGAGACACCACAGGGAGAGGGAUUGA